Hymenoscyphus albidus is the source of this 374-nucleotide messenger RNA. The record is from the annotation of a GenBank genome assembly. NCBI's taxonomy places the organism in Eukaryota, Fungi, Ascomycota, Leotiomycetes, Helotiales, Helotiaceae.
AUGAUUGGUGAAAACAAUCCAGGUACUGGAAGUAGGUGGAGUCUAACUGUAGCAGUUUAGUGAUCUAAUUUCCUCCGCUUGGCUACGAAAGAUACCAGUUACAACUUGACCAAGAAUAUCAAAGUAUUUCUCAAACUCCAGAGCCCUACGUCCAAAUGAAGGAUCGAAAUGCGGCGAUCUUGGAACCAGCAGAAGCCCCCGAAAAAGAACCAUUAUAUCCGCUGGCCCACCCCGAAACACCAGUAGACAAAUCAUCGAAGUUGAUUUCCGAGUGUAGCGCAACAGGAGCGACCACAAAAAAGAAAGGUUUCGGUGUGGCAAGAGCGGUACCCGAAUUAUCACAAGCCUUCUCGGCAAUCACAUCAGGCAAGUAA